This is a messenger RNA of Chelmon rostratus (copperband butterflyfish), 1735 nucleotides long. It is a transcript of the gene rabac1, whose product is annotated as Rab acceptor 1 (prenylated). The record is from RefSeq and is a predicted model, not a curated record. Lineage: Eukaryota; Metazoa; Chordata; Actinopteri; Chaetodontiformes; Chaetodontidae. The transcript has 6 exons. Gene Ontology annotation, cellular component: Golgi apparatus. Bases 167 to 790 code for a protein of 207 amino acids.
GAAGGGCAGUCCCCGAUGCGGUCAGUAGGUGGCGGUGUUUUACGAGUGGACCACAGACUGAAUAGACAGCAGGAAGUUAAAUAACAUCCACAUCACAUCCGUGGAACAGCGCAGCGACAGAAGGUCUGUGGUAGUCCCACCAAAGUUCUGCUCAGACAGUCUGUAGAUGCCAUCUGCAGCUCCAAAGGGGGAGAACUGCCUUGUAGACAUGGACAACAAGGCUGGAGAGCUGUUCAGUGCUGACGAUGCUCAUCCAACUGGCACAGGUGGAGCUGGAAUCUUGGCAAAGAUGUGGCUCCCCAAAGGCUUCUCAGCCAGUAUGGCUAAAGAGUGGAUAGACAGGCGUCGGGUGUCCAUUCGACCUUGGGCCAGCUUUGUCGACCAACGCAAGUUUUCAAAACCCCGCAACUUUGGAGAGAUGUGUCAGAGGGUUGUGAAAAAUGUGGAAACUUACAACAGCAACUACACCUUCAUCUUCCUGGGUCUCAUCCUCUACUGCAUUAUCAGCUCUCCCAUGCUGCUGAUUGCCUUGGCUGUGUUCAUUGGGGCCUUCUACAUAAUUCACCUGAAGUCCCUGGAGUCCAAACUGGUUAUCCUCGGUAAGGAGCUGACUGUCCCCCAUCAGAUGAGUCUGGCUGGAGCCGUUUCUCUUCCUGUGUUCUGGUUGGCCGGAGCUGGAGCUGCAGUGUUUUGGGUUCUGGGAGCGACGCUGUUUGUGAUUGGCUCCCAUGCUGCGUUCCGUGAGCUGGAGGGAUCCGACAUGGAAGAGCUCCUCAUGGAGCCUGUGUGAAGAGCAGGCUGAACUCUCAGCAGGUGCUGGUUGAUGAUCAGUCAUCACUUUGACCCUGUAAUAAUGUUAGUCUGGAGGGGUUGAGGAAAACUUGCUCCCAGAUCUGUUCCUUAGCUACGUGUGCAUCCUGUAUUCCCCGCAUCUUACCUAUGCCAGUACCAAGGCUGCACCUUGUCUUGCCUCUAAAGUAGUCGUUGUUACAAACUGUGUUGCCUUUUUCAAACUCAUUCAUACUGAUAACAUGGCAGAUGCACAAAUAAUUUAAUGAGUAUUUAAGCACAUUAUCAUACAGACUUUAUGCCUUUCUCUAUAUAUUUUAAACCUUGGAUGCCUCAGGUUCGUCUCAAAUAGCCUUUGGCUCCCUGCAACGUCCCUUGUACAGUGACAUAUCUUUCAAGGUAUUAAUCUCUUUGGACUGUCCGCGCUGUGCUCUCUCCGUAGAUAUCUUCAGAAAUAGCUUCUGUAUCUAAACCAUCUGACAAGGCUGCUGGUUUGUUAUGUAAAGAUAACAUAUGCUGUAAAUGAAAUGUAUGCAAUUCUAAACUGCUAAAAAUUAUUUUCCAAAGGAAAGGUGCCAUUUGAAGCUUUAAAAAAACAUGUCUCAUGCACAAAUAAAAAACAGGUUUACUCAAGAGAAUACAAAAACAAAUUGGUAUUUCACAUGUAGUAGUUGACAUAGAUAGAUUGAUGAGACAAAAUGUUAAAAGGUCAGAACAUUGUAAUGGUGUUUUAUAUUGAGGAUAAUAUGGUACUUUGCUGACUGUCUGUAUGCAUAUUUAUCAGCUCUACAUACAACAUUCAGAUCUGAAGGUCAUUCUGUAAACCUGGAAUAUUUCCUUGUUGAAAUUCAUUAUUAAUUUGUUUACAUUUUGAUGUAAGUUGGGGUUUUUAUUUUGUAUUUUAACUGCAUUUGGGAAGUGCAAUAAAACCCUGAUGUAAAGAUAA